AUGCUGGAAUACUUCACCUACAAAAAGGUCAAGAAGCAUAGAGCCGAGCAGGCUGCCAAAGACGAAGCCAGACGGGAGGCGGAAGAUGGCAGACGAACAGACGCCAGCGCCCUCAAGAGCGGCCACAACAAGACUCGCGCACAUGGCCAUGACCACGACGCCCAAGAGACAGUCAUUCGACCCGACGACGAGAGCUUUCUCGAGGAGCUGCUCGCCAACGAUGACAUCCCCGCGCCGCCCCUGCCGCCGCGCCUAUACUCGCGAGACCUAGACUGGCCCUCCGACUCGGACGAUGCCACGCCGUCCGCAAGCCAACAAGCACCGCCGUCCGACAAGCCGGCCGACAGUGACGAGCUCCAUGACAAGAGCAAGAAGCGCUGGAAGCCGGAUCGCAUCUCAGCGCUCUUCACGCGCUCCAAGCCCAAAGGAGACGCCCUCGAGCCCCUGCCCAUCACCUCGGCCGCCGAGCAAGAAAAAGAGAAGACGGACCUCUCCAAGGUCCUCGACCGACUCAACCUCUCGGUCAAGAAUAACAAAAUCGUGUCGACCGACUCCUCGGCCGCUCUACAGUCCUUCACCAACGUCUUCAAAGACCUCGUCAAUGGCGUGCCCACCGCCUACGACGACCUGAUGAAGAUUGUCGAGGACAAGGACGGCUCGCUAGCAAAGGGCUUCGACAAGCUCCCCAACUCGUUCAAAAAGCUCGUCACCCAGCUCCCGGACAAGAUCACCUCCUCGCUGGGGCCGGAGCUGCUGGCCGCCGCCGCCGCGAGCCAGGGCAUCAAGGCCGACGGCAGCGCUGGACUCAAGGGCGCCGCCAAGAGCAUGUUUGUGCCCGCUAACCUGUCGCAGCUCGUCACCAAGCCCGGCGCUGUCGUCGGCAUGCUGAGGGCCAUUGUCAGCGUCCUCAGGACGAGGUGGCCCGCCUUUAUCGGCAUGAACGUCAUGUGGGGGGUUGCGUUAUCCCUUCUCCUCUUUGUGCUCUGGUACUGCCACAAGCGCGGCCGCGAGGUCCGCCUGGAAGGUGAGCGCGUCGCCGACGGGAGCGCCCGCAUAGAAGAGUUGGCUGAUGAUCCUGCGCUGCCGGCUCCCGAGGCGCCGGGGCCGGGGUCUACGCCCCGAGAUGGACACGACGUGGUUGACGCUCGUGGAGGGGAAACCAUUCCAUGA
This is a messenger RNA of Metarhizium album ARSEF 1941, 1170 nucleotides long. RefSeq lists its product as uncharacterized. The transcript is spliced from 2 exons. Lineage: Eukaryota; Fungi; Ascomycota; Sordariomycetes; Hypocreales; Clavicipitaceae. The record is from RefSeq and is a predicted model, not a curated record. The coding region runs from base 1 to 1170 and encodes 389 amino acids.